Molecule: messenger RNA, 4251 nt
Organism: Polyodon spathula (Mississippi paddlefish)
Lineage: Eukaryota; Metazoa; Chordata; Actinopteri; Acipenseriformes; Polyodontidae
Gene: ipo7
Product: importin 7
Exons: 25
Coding region: 122-3241 (1039 amino acids)
Biological process (GO): protein import into nucleus
Cellular component (GO): nuclear envelope; cytosol
Molecular function (GO): small GTPase binding
Source: RefSeq, a predicted model, not a curated record
GUCCUGUGGUCGCUUCUUCCUUUCGCGCCGGUUGUUGGAGAACAGCGCGUCCAUGUGCGCAUCGACUUGGACUUCAUAGUUAAAGGAAUCUACCAAAACCGAGCCAUAACCGAAUCAGGACAUGGAUGCCAGCAAUUUGAUCGAAGCCCUUCGGGGCACCAUGGACCCGAAUCUGCGGGAGGCCGCCGAGAGACAGCUGAGUGAGGGCCAUAAACAGGUGAACUUUGUCUCCACGCUGCUUCAGCUCACAAUGUCUGAACAACUGGACCUUCCGGUGAGGCAAGCAGGGGUAAUUUACUUGAAGAACAUGGUUACCCAGUACUGGCAUGAGGGUGAAGGGACAGGUGCUGGAGAGGUCCCUGGCUUUACCAUCCCAGACGAGGACCGCCAGUGUAUCCGUGACAACAUUGUGGAGGCCAUCAUGCACUCGCCUGAGCUCAUAAGGGUGCAGCUCACUACCUGUAUUCAUCACAUGAUUAAGCAUGAUUACCCCAACAAAUGGACUGCAAUCGUGGAUAAGAUUGGAUUUUAUCUUCAAUCGGACAACAGCGUUGGUUGGCUUGGAAUUCUUCUGUGCCUCUACCAGCUGGUGAAAAACUAUGAGUACAAAAAGCCAGAUGAACGCAGCCCUUUGAUUGCCGCAAUGCAGCAUUUCCUCCCCAUGCUUAAAGAUCGCUUCAUCCAGCUUCUUCCAGACCCCUCUAAUCAGUCUGUGCUGAUCCAGAAACAGAUCUUCAAGAUUAUCUACGCACUUGUGCAGUACAACCUCCCCAUGGAGCUCAUCAACCAGCAGAACCUGACCGAGUGGAUGGAGAUCCUGAAGACUGUGGUGGACAGAGAUGUGCCUGCGGAAACACUGCAGGUGGAUGAAGAUGACAGACCUGAGCUGCCCUGGUGGAAAUGCAAAAAAUGGGCCCUGCACAUCCUGGCUCGGCUUUUCGAAAGGUACGGAAGCCCAGGCAAUGUUUCCAAGGAUUACACAGAGUUUGCGGAAUUGUUCCUCAAGGGAUAUGCUGUUUCUGCUCAACAGGUUUUAUUGAAGGUCUUGUAUCAGUACAAAGAAAAGCACUACGUAGCUCCCAGGGUACUCCAGCAGACCCUCAACUAUAUCAACCAGGGGGUUGCACAUGCACUUACAUGGAAGAACCUGAAGCUUCAUAUCCAGGGAAUCAUUCAGGACGUGGUUUUCCCACUGAUGUGUUAUACAGACACUGAUGAGGAGCUCUGGCAGGAAGAUCCAUAUGAAUACAUCCGCAUGAAGUUCGAUGUUUUUGAAGACUUCAUCUCACCAACAACUGCUGCGCAGACCCUGCUGUUUACUGCAUGUAGUAAGAGAAAAGAGGUUCUGCAGAAAACCAUGGGCUACUGCUAUCAGAUCUUAACAGAACCCACUGCUGACCCACGCAAAAAGGAUGGUGCUUUGCAUAUGAUCGGAUCUUUAGCUGAAGUUUUAUUAAAGAAAAAGAUCUACAAAGAUCAGAUGGAGUUCAUGCUGCAGAACCACGUGUUCCCCCUGUUCAGUAGUGAGCUGGGAUACAUGAGAGCGAGGGCCUGUUGGGUCCUUCACUAUUUCUGUGAAGUUAAGUUCAAGAUCGACCAGAAUCUGCAGACAGCCCUGGAGCUGACAAGACGCUGCCUGAUCGAUGAUAAAGAAAUGCCUGUGAAAGUCGAGGCUGCUAUAGCACUUCAGGUUCUCAUCAGUAACCAGGAAAAAGCCAAAGAGUACAUCACCCCCUUCAUCAGGCCUGUGAUGCAGGCGCUCCUCCAUAUCGUCCGUGAGACAGAGAACGAUGACCUCACCAAUGUCAUCCAAAAGAUGAUCUGUGAAUACAGCGAGGAGGUCACGCCCAUUGCAGUGGAGAUGACCCAGCACCUGGCGAUGACGUUUAACCAGGUGAUUCAGACGGGUCCCGACGAGGAGGGGGGUGAUGACAAGGCAGUGACAGCCAUGGGCAUCCUGAACACCAUCGACACACUGCUCAGUGUGGUGGAAGACCACAAAGAGAUCACACAACAGCUAGAAGGAAUCUGUCUUCAAGUGAUUGGUACAGUUUUACAGCAGCACGUUUUGGAGUUCUACGAGGAGAUCCUGUCUCUGGCUCACAGUCUGACGUGUCAGCAGGUGUCACCACAGAUGUGGCAGCUUUUACCACUCGUCUUUGAGGUCUUCCAGCAGGACGGCUUUGAUUACUAUACAGAUAUGAUGCCUCUCUUGCAUAACUACAUUACAGUUGGUACAGACACACUUUUGUCUGAUACCAAAUACCUUGAAAUGAUCUACAGUAUGUGCAAAAAGAUCUUGACCGGCGAUGCAGGGGAAGAUGCUGAGUGUCAUGCAGCUAAACUGUUAGAAGUAAUCAUUCUUCAGUGCAAAGGGCGUGGCAUUGACCAGGUGGUUCCCCUCUUCGUGGAAGCAGCUCUGGAGAGGCUGACCAGGGAAGUGAAGACGAGUGAGCUGAGAACCAUGUGCCUGCAGGUAGCCAUCGCUGCUCUGUACUACAACCCUCCUCUGCUGCUCACCACCCUGGAGAACCUGCGCUUUCCCAACAACACCGAACCAAUCACCAACCACUUCAUCACCCAGUGGCUCAAUGACGUCGACUGCUUCCUAGGUCUCCAUGACCGGAAGAUGUGUGUGCUGGGCCUGUGUGCUCUGAUGGACCUGGAGCAGCGGCCGCAGGUGGUGAACCAAGUUGCCGGGCAGCUGCUGCCUGCCACCAUCCUUCUGUUCAACGGGCUGAAGAGAGCCUACGCCUGCCGAGCCGAGCACGAGAACGAUGAGGAUGAUGACGAAGACGGAGAGGAAGACGAUGAAAACGAAGAACUGGGUAGUGAUGAAGAUGACAUUGAUGAGGAAGGUCAGGAGUAUCUGGAGAUGCUGGCAAAGCAGGCGGGCGAGGACGGGGAUGAUGAGGACUGGGAGGAUGACGAUGCAGAGGAGACUGCUCUCGAGGGCUACACCACUUUAGUGGAUGACGAAGAUAACCUUGUGGACGAGUAUCAGAUCUUCAAAGUCAUCAUGCAGAAUCUCCAGACUCGUGACCCAGUGUGGUACCAAGCUCUUACACAAGCUCUAAAUGAAGAACAAGGAAAACAGCUACAAGACAUUGGGAUUUUGGCAGAUCAAAGACAGGCAGCCCAUGAGUCUAAAAUGAUUGAAAAGCAUGGAGGAUAUAAGUUUACCGCUCCAGUUGUGCCAAACAACUUCAAUUUUGGAGGCAGUGCCCCAGGAAUGAAUUGAGUCUUCACCCCAUCAUUUUCUAACAAUGACUGAUUGUAGUGAAAAAGCUUGUGGUGUUCCCUCAAGUAGUGGUUCCAGAACUGGUUCUUCUGACCCACUCUUCAAUUUAAACCAACUUUAUACGCUGUAAUGAAUUGGACACUGGGGAGGGAGGGGGGGCAGAAGAUGUGGGAAAGCAACCAAUGUGACAUGACUGGGAAAAUAAACCGAGAUCAUCUUGAACCUCAAAAUCAAGCUCCAAAACAUUAUAUUAUGGGAGUCCAAAUUCUGGAGGGGUUGUCAUGACGGCAACUUUUUCUUCCACAGGAAACUAAUGGGGGCAAGGAAGUCCUCGACAACCGAACAAUAUUUAAAUGUCCCACAAGUUUCACGGUAUAGGCUAGAAGGUCACGCUUUUAAAUUACACCUGUGGCAGUAGUAUUUUGUCUAGAUUUUGCAUUAACAAAUUCCCAUAUUUGUAAUGUGUUUAUCAAUCAAGAUACUGUAGAAUGUAGCCUUGCAGAAUAAUUUGAGGCAUUUGAAGAAGGGUGUAAGCAAGUGAUAUGGAGCAUAUUGGAUAUACCUGUCAUAGUACUAAGUGAUGCCUGAUACCUGUAAAUUUACUAGCACUUUCAUAUUCAGGGCUCCUAGCCUUCUUUAUCAGAUUACAAAUGUGCUACUUUAAUUAGGGAGGAUAUAAAAACAACAACAAAAAAAGAAAUUAAACCAAGUUCAGCUGGCAGGCAACUAGAAUGAUCUGGCAAUGGCUGGUUGUCACAUAAAUGUGGUUGCCAUAUUGAAAACACGGUGGCAUUUCCUUGCUGCUGAAAAUGGCAACUCCCUCUAGGUAUUUUCAAAGCUCUUGGUGUUCAAUUUGUGUGCAAGACAUUGUGUUCUACGCACUGAAUCAUUUGAAGCAUGUAAAAUUGGACUUGAGGCUCUUGAGUUACAUGAAUCUCUAGUAAUUGGUUGAUGUGUGUAUGGAUGAACCAUCUAUAUAUGCAACAAAAUAUUAAACACAAAUUGAGUUU